Arabidopsis arenosa is the source of this 870-nucleotide messenger RNA. The record is from the annotation of a GenBank genome assembly. Lineage: Eukaryota; Viridiplantae; Streptophyta; Magnoliopsida; Brassicales; Brassicaceae.
ACCUCAAACAAACCAUUCCUCUCUCUUCUCUCCGUCGUUGCCAUGGCUUGCGCCGAGCAGCCCAUCAAAAAGCGCCGGCUGUAUGAGUCAAUCCCUGAAUCUCAGCCUCCGCCACCACCGCAACCAGAAUCCCAAUCCCCUUCUACGGUGGUAAGCUCGUUCCCAGCUCCGGUGACACCGUCGCCUCCAUCUCAGGAGGAAAUUCAAACGAGAAGCAGGAACAGAGAAGAGAUUCGAAGAGUGCAUGACUGCUAUAAGCGUCUUAAAUCUUGUAUUGGUCAGAGAGAUGGCGGCCGCCGCUCUGCGAACCUUGAGCAAGCGUAUCGCUCCCUCAUCUCCGCUUCCAAAGACAUUGAUGAAUGUGAGGAAGGAAAAGGACGAAACAGCUGUGGAGAACAAACUUGUGUGAAUGUUCCUGGAUCGUGGAGUUGCGAGCCGAAGGAAGCAGAGAAGAUCAAGCCUGUGUUUCAAGGUCUUGUUCUAGGUUUGGCACUAUUGUUCUUGGUUCUUGGGAUAUGGGGAUUGAUCAAAUUCGUUAAGACGAGAAGGAAGAUUAUCCGAAGAAGCAUCGAGCCAACAAGUCGCAACCAGUCCUCGCAAAAUCGAUGCUCUUGCUUUAACGACAACAAUGAUAGCUCUUUCGACAAUGAAGUAUGUUUGGAGCUGAUUCCAGCAACGGUUGAUCUCGAAAGCUAUGUUAUGUGGGAGAUUGUGAUGAUAUGCUUGGAUGAUCGUUUACCUUGAAAUGUUUGUAUAGUAGUUUGUUCAAGUAUUCGUGGACAUUGUCUAGUUGGAUGAGAUUGCGUAUAUCUCUUGAUGGUCAGUUCCAUGUGGACAUAAUUUGUUCAAAAAUAGAGUUCAUAUGUUCAA